Messenger RNA from Funneliformis caledonium, 165 nucleotides. NCBI's taxonomy places the organism in Eukaryota, Fungi, Glomeromycota, Glomeromycetes, Glomerales, Glomeraceae. The record is from the annotation of a GenBank genome assembly.
CAUACACAUCUUAUAAAGCCUCAGCAAUUCGAAAGAAAAAUUCCAAAAAUUCUUAGAGAUGCUCCCACUAUAGAAAUAUUGAAAGAGAGACACCCUAACAUCUUUGAUUCAUUUUGGCUAUACGUCAAAUGUGAAUGUGCUGACAAAAUCUUCUCUCAUGUUUAG